This is a messenger RNA of Styela clava, 1701 nucleotides long. RefSeq lists its product as uncharacterized. NCBI's taxonomy places the organism in Eukaryota, Metazoa, Chordata, Ascidiacea, Stolidobranchia, Styelidae. The record is from RefSeq and is a predicted model, not a curated record.
UUGAGUGGUUGUUGAAAAAGUUUAUCAUUUCUAAAAUGGUUGAUAUGCACUGUGCUAGAGCUUGCUUUUCGUUUGCUUUUGGUGACGAAAUGCUGUUCAAUCGCGCGUAAUUGCAUAAUGGUAAUACACUGUAACCCUAAUUACUUUAUUUUGAACGUGGCAUUAAUUGAUCCCAACGUUAUAUAUUUAGCCAACUACCCGUGUUAUGAUUGUAUACCAACACAAAGACAAAUAACACAAACACAACUAUGAACCAUUCAUUUUGUCGCUGUUACGAAUGCUUGUGACAUUCUAGCGAAAACUAAUCUAACAGAAAAAAUAAAUUAAAAUAAUGACCCACUGAGAAAAUUGGCAAAGAUGACUUUUGUGUGUGUAUCUUGAUAAUAAUAUGCAAUAAUUGUAUAGGAUUACCAGGAAUUUAUUUAGAUUCUGACGCAUAUUCUACUAAUCUAAAUGUGUCAUUGUAGCGAGCAUUUUGUAAGUAGUAACGUACUUUAAAUGGAUGUUUGGCAUUUGUAGUGUUGAUGAGCUACUUGCGCCAAAGAAUUAGUACUCGACUUCCCAAUUACCAGUAAUAUCAUGUGGUAUUCCGCAAGGUUCAAGCUUGGGUCUUUUUGUCCAUAAUUAAGGCGAAUUUUGUAUAUGCCUAUGCAAAUUUCUGAAUCAUAUGUAUAUAUAUGUCAUGCAUUGUAUAACUAUUGCAAUGAAUUUAAAUGAGCAUAUGAUUAAACCAAAUAUUCAAUCUAACGUGUUCGCGACUGUACAUAGUAUGCUGCAUCAUGUAAACAUACUGCGAGAAGACGAAGAAUUAUGAGUCCAAUUUCACCAUAGCUGUGUCAAGAAGCGAAAACAAGAAACAAAAUGAUUUCAAGACUUGCUGUUUUAACUUACCUUGGUGUCUUGGCAGUUAGCAAAGCAACAUCCAAUAAAGAAUGCACCUUACCAGUUUUUGAAAAAAUAGACGUGAGCAAAGUUCCCGGUAUUUGGUAUCAAGUACUCAACUCCAAAGAUCCAGUUGAACAACAAGUACCCUGUUACGUAACGAAAGACAUGAAAAGAAUAUCAAAUGAUGGUGAAUAUCUUUCAGGAGAAAUUGUACUCGCUGUUGAAAAUGGCAAAGUGUUUUCUGAUCCUAUACCCGGGCAUGCUUGGUUUUACGGAGAUACGUCCAUCACAAUGUCUGACGAGAAAUAUGAACAUUACUUUAUAGACGAGGCAAAGAGCCACGGAGCAAAUGAGGAGGCUUUAAAAGAAGUUCACGAGUUUUAUUCCUUGCCUAUGAGUGAAGUGACUGAUUAUGAAAACUAUAUUCUGCACAUGCAAUGCUCAUCUGCAGGUGAUAAAUAUGUUUGGGCGUCAAUGAGACACAAUCAUCCAACCCCAGUGGACAUUCUUCGUAUCCACAACCAACUAGCAGAUAUUGGAGGUGGAUGGAGUCAAGUAAAAUUAUAUUUUGGUGGCUGCACAAACUUCGAAAAAAUAUAUUAACAACGGAAAACUGAUGCCAGUAAAAUUUUAGUGAUUAAAUUUGUUUAAUUAAAUGUAAUAACUUAUUGUUCAGAACUAUAACCAAUUAAGUGAAAGGGGUUUGCCAAUUUUAAACAUGGUUUAAUUCAAACUUAAUGUUUGAAUAUUUUGGUUUUAUGUAAUUUAUUUACGUACAUGUAUAUGUCUUCAGUUUUUCUUCAAUAAACAUAUUUG